AUGGCGGCCCACGAUGCGCUGGUGCUCGGUAACCUUGACGAUGUUCACAUCUCUGUGAAUCGCCAGGCUCAGGCAGACACGCUCACAGUGGACGGCGCAGCAGCUCGCCUGCUCUCCGCACUUGCCACCUACACGAAGUUUGCCGCAGGCACAGACGUCGAUACAGAGAACAGUGGCGAAGCGGUGCAAGAAGCGGCCACCCUUUCUCUCAUGGCGCACAUGCAGCGAUUCUCACUGCUGUGCAAUGCAGCACGGACGCCAGAGACGAGCUGCACGAGCGCAGGUGAAGGCAACAUCCACAAAUGCUUGGAUGGCUGGGCAAAGUGGCUCCUGGGCUUCGAGUCACAGCCGAUUGUGCUCGCAAGCAAAGUAGCGCUUUGCCUGCCCCCGCUCCAGGCGUGUUGGCGAGGUGGCUCUGUUCUUGAUGGUGCCGGCAGCGCACACAUCGAUCGAAUCGAAGAGGCGAUCGGUAGUUUCUUCGCCCGCGCGGCGCGUAGAUGCGUGAAGGAGUGGGCGGCGCAUGGAACACCUCUCCGCACGUUGCUACCGCCGAUGGGGUUGCUGGCCACCUACGCGCGAUUCCGCUGGGCAUGGAGUCGCUUUACAGAACUCAGGCGCGUUGGCGGCAACGAGCAUCUUGGUGGGGCGGAGAGCAGUAUAGCGGUUGUAGGGUCCACCGAUGCGAUGCAGAGGCAAGCGGACAGAGAUAUCGAUUUUCUAGACAUCGCGGGUAAAGUGGAGUCCUGCCACACCGACAAGCUCACGCGCGAGGUGCUUCUGCAUUCGUUGAACGCCAUCGAUUGGCGAGCGGGGAACGCCGUACCGACUGUGAAGGGGGUCGCACCGCUCGUCUGGUGCCUGUUCUUGCGCUGCCGGAGCUAUGCUCUGCACAAUCACUCACAGAGCCACUCCUCCUCCUCUGAUUUUUUUGUCCACGAGGCGUCUGCGCGUCUGGUUGCACAGGUGUUGCGAUGCACGGUCGACGGCGUCCGUGUAUGCAUUGAGAGGCAGGCUGCUGACAUGCAUGUAGCUCGUGCGAGGCAGCUGUGUACCUGCGACAUUCCGUGUCUUGUGCUGCUGACGCGGCUUUGGUUUACGUGGAUCGCAUUAGCCACUGAUGCAGCAGCAGUGCUUCUACCACGCCUAGAGUGCUCGCUUCGGCAACUAGUCUCCUCGGCCGUGAAGCUGCGCGGUGGAGCGGAGACGAAAACUCCUCCAUCUAGUGUGGCGGCCGCACUAGAAGAAAACAGCGGUGAGGCGAGUCGGACAGAACAAGAGACGCUCUUUGUUGAAGUCGCAUGGAAGGUGACUCCAUUGUCUCUGUCGGAGAUCGUGUCCGCCACGGCAGCGGUGCCGUGGACUGGUGCGUUUGCCCGUGCCAGUGAAGUACAGGCGGUCCUUGAAAAGCGAACCAUUGUUGCGUCGGUCCCGUAA
Molecule: messenger RNA, 1434 nt
Organism: Leishmania mexicana MHOM/GT/2001/U1103
Lineage: Eukaryota; Euglenozoa; Kinetoplastea; Trypanosomatida; Trypanosomatidae
Exons: 1
Coding region: 1-1434 (477 amino acids)
Source: RefSeq, a predicted model, not a curated record